UGAAACGAAACUAAACGAAGACACACGUUUUCACUGUAACUUUGACUUGCUCUCUAUUUUCUCUGAGCUGCUGUCACGAAGUGCAGACAUGGCUACUGCCAGCAGUCUGCUGUCAGAGGAGAGGUUCCUGUGCUCCAUUUGUCUGGACGUCUUUACCCAGCCAGUGUCAACGCCGUGUGGACACAACUUCUGCACUGCUUGUAUCCACACGUAUUGGGACAGUAACGCCAUUUGCCAGUGUCCAUUCUGCAAAACAACAUUUUCUUCAAGACCUGAACUCCGCGUCAACACAGUCAUGUCUGAACUAGCUGCUGAGUUUGAAAAGAUGGUUCAAGUCAAAUCCUCUGCUCCGAAGCCACAGAUUCCACAGUUCCAUGUUGUUCCAUGUGAUAUCUGCUCUGAUGUGAAAGAGAAGGCUGUUAAGUCUUGUCUGAUGUGCCUGAUGUCUUUCUGUCAAGUCCAUCUUGAGCCUCAUCACAGAGUUCCAGUUCUUAAAAGCCACAAACUAAUUGAUCCUGUGAGUGAUCUUGAUGACAGGAUGUGCAAAAAACACAGCAAGGUAACAGAACUGUACUGUAGGACUGACCAAGCUUGUGUUUGUGUCUCAUGUUUCAAAACCAACCACAAGAGUCAUGAUAUUGUCUCUCUAGAGGAAGAAUAUGAAUCAGCGAUAGUCAAAAAAGAUGCAGUGAAGACAGAUAUCCAAAAGAUGAUACAAUCACGAUCUGAUAAGAUAGAUGAGCUUGAAAAGUCCAUUGACAUCGGUCAGAAAGAAGCUGAGAAAGAGAAAGAAGCCUGUGUUCAGGUGUUCUCUGACCUCAUCUCCUCUAUUCAGAGAAGCCAGGCUGAGAUUGUUGAGGUGAUUGAUGAGAGGAACAGAGCAAUGAAGGAAAAGGCUGAAGGGUUUCUCAAAGAACUGAGGAUGGAAGUGGCUGAGCUUCAAAGAAGAAGCAGUCAGUUGGAGCAUCUGUCGCAGUCUGAGGAUCAUCACAGUUUUCUCCAGAACUUCCCAACCUUGUCCUCUCCUCUAGAGAAGGACUGGACCAAUGUUGUUGUUCAGACUAACAUGUCUUUUGGGGAAGUGAGGAGGGCUCUGGCUGAGGUGAAACUCACAGCUAAUGAAAUUAUGCAAAAUAUUCCUGAGAUCAAAAUGAAAAGAAUGAGAGAACAUGCAGUGGAUUUGACUCUUGACCCAGACACAGCAUACUGCUCACUGGUCAUAAGUGAAGAUGGAAAACAGGUGUCUACAGGAGAUGGACAAAAUCUUCCCAACAAUCCAAAGAGAUUUGAGAUGUAUCUUGAAGUUCUGGCAAAGGAGGGCUUCACAGGAGGGAAGUUUUAUUAUGAGGUUCAGGUUAAAAAAAAGACACAGUGGAUUGUUGGAAUAGUCAGAGAGUCUCUAGAUAGAAAAGGAAACACAGAUCUAUCAAUUUCAGAUGGUUACUGGAUCUUUGGGUUAGAGGAGAGUGUAUAUUUUGCAUCUGAAAAUUCAAAAGUUGAAGUCAAAAUGAAAGAGAAGCUUCAAACAGUCGGCAUCUUCGUGGACUACGAUGAAGGAUUGGUUUCUUUCUAUAAUGUGGAUUCUGGAUUGCACAUCUACUCUUACAUAGGCCAACGCUUUACAGAGAAACUAUUUCCAUACUUCUGCCCUCAAGGCAGCAACAAUGGAUUAAACUCUGCCCCUCUCAUCAUAACACCUGUACCUCAAACUGACUAAAUAUUACUUUCGUCCUCUAGAGGUCACAAAGAAAUGGAAACUCAUCUUGGUUACUACUUUCAGCAAAAGUUUUGAAAUGUCAUUUAAGUAAUACAAUUUCCUUAUUUUUUCAUGGAUAGACAUUAGGGGUUUAUCAAUACCACAUUUAGGCGGUUGACUCAAGACUUAAGAAACUUGUAGGAGACAUAGUAAAAGUGCCUGAACGCCCUAACAUUGCAUCAUCAGUGGUUUUUCUUGUAUAAUGUACUGUAAUGUAAAUGUUUUUAUCAUUCCAAUGACGUGCAGAAAUAUUGUCAAAUCCUGUUGUAUUACACAGCUUUAAGCUAUCAGUAUUGCAAUGUAGUUCAAAUUUACUAAGAUAUGUUAUUGCUUUUAUAUGCACAUAGGAAUCAUUGGGAGAGGUUUUCGUCUCUAAAGUGUGAUCAAAUGAUUUCUGAUAACAAUGCAGUCAAUGACCUGUUUACAAUGAACAGAAAAGGGAUUUUACUGGAAGAAAAGACACACACUUGUAAAUUCUGCUUUGUUGUUUUUUUAGGUGCUUUACUUUUAAUGUGUCACAUGAAUAAACUAAUCCUGACUGGUUUUCUUAUAA
Messenger RNA from Mugil cephalus (flathead mullet), 2309 nucleotides. RefSeq names its product E3 ubiquitin-protein ligase TRIM39-like. The coding region runs from base 89 to 1717 and encodes 542 amino acids. The transcript is spliced from 2 exons. Gene Ontology annotation, molecular function: protein binding; zinc ion binding. The record is from RefSeq and is a predicted model, not a curated record. NCBI's taxonomy places the organism in Eukaryota, Metazoa, Chordata, Actinopteri, Mugiliformes, Mugilidae.